This is a messenger RNA of Metschnikowia bicuspidata var. bicuspidata NRRL YB-4993, 2838 nucleotides long. It is a transcript of the gene PUT3, whose product is annotated as Put3p. Gene Ontology annotation, biological process: DNA-templated transcription; regulation of DNA-templated transcription. The transcript has a single exon. The record is from RefSeq and is a predicted model, not a curated record. NCBI's taxonomy places the organism in Eukaryota, Fungi, Ascomycota, Pichiomycetes, Serinales, Metschnikowiaceae. Gene Ontology annotation, molecular function: DNA-binding transcription factor activity, RNA polymerase II-specific; zinc ion binding; DNA binding. Bases 1 to 2838 code for a protein of 945 amino acids.
AUGUCUUUCGACGAUGAGAAAAUCAUCGAUGAUUCAUCGGAUGCACAUUUGAUACCUUCGAACCAACUCAAAAAAACUGCCCGUGCAUGCAUCAGGUGUCGCUUCAGGCACACAAGGUGCCCUGGGGGACAACCUUGUCUGAAAUGUCAGAUGGCAAAGACCAAGUGUGAGUAUGUUGAGUACGAAAAGCGAUUAGUAGUUUCUCGGAAGUACAUAUACAAGCUUCAGGAAGACAUCGCUAAGCUCAAAAAGGAAAAUUCAUGUCUCAGAAACAGACUUAAGGAAGAACAGCUCAAAAACACACAUGAUCUUCCUCACACUAGCCCGUCUGACAGCUUAUCUUCUGGAAAUCGCCCAGCCGAGCUAUUCGAGCAGACGUCUUUCUCUUCUGCGGGGCCCAACCCUCGAUUCGAUCCAGAGAAUUUUGAUCCCAAUAAUGAGGUAAUAGACCCCUCUCUUGAAAAGUAUGGAAGAUUGAUUCAAUCCCAAACAGGAGAAAAACUUUACGUUGGGUCCUCCUCCAUGACUUUGUUCGGACUCGAGAUACAGAAUAUGGCACCCGCUCUCCCGUCGUCUAACUUACUUCAUCUUCAUUCCUCGGUUCCUUCCCCCGCUGAUGUUCCCAGUAGUCAAUUAAAUGCGGGAUCGCUGUCACAAAUGGAAGGACAUGCUGAUAAAAAGCGAGAGACCAGAAUUCUUGAAAAAGAGGGAAACGCUUACAAUAUUACAUUGGCAAAAACCAAUACCCGCCCUGGUCUUUCGGUCAACUUCACGCUUCCGUCAUAUUCUUACGCCAUUCUUUUGGUAGACACAUUCAUAAAUUAUAAUGACGGAUGCUUCUACUUUUUCAACGAAGGUUUAGUGAAAAAAUACCUUAUGAACUUGUAUUCUGGUAACAACGAGGAAAACAAAAAAAUUAUAAAACGAAAUAUCUCGGGCAAAAUUAACCCAUCUGAUUAUGAAAAUCUGAUUAAAAAAGAUACGGAUGACGACACGAUUUUAGAAACAAUCUGGUUUUGCAAAAUCUUGUUAAUUUUUGCUAUUGGCGAGAUGUAUCUUGGUACUGAAUCAGAUACGCACAUAAGGAACCUGAAGCAAGAUACCAUAAACACUUUUGCAAAAAAAAAAAGCAAGAAGAAGGCAGACGGGGAACGAAAUACUUUGCCGGGUUCUGGUUUUUUCUAUCAGGCGUCCGAGCUAUUCACUGGUCUUUUUGCAUCCGGAGCAAUUGAUAACAUCACAAAAGAUGGAGGUAUCGAAGUGAUGUUACUUUACGCUUUUUACCUUCAAGUUGCUGAUUGUACAAUAGCUUCUUAUUUCUAUUUUGGCUUGGCGUUACGCUCUACCUUGAUCCUUGGGUGGCAUGUAGAUGCCGACAAAGAUAAUCUAAACAGGUUUGAAUUGGAACACAGAAGACGCAUAUGGUGGACUGUUUAUAUGUAUGAGCGUAUGCUCUCAUCUAAAGCAGGUUUACCGUUAAGUUUUGCUGAUGAUAGCGUCUCCACUGAAUUACCCUUUGAUUUCAACAUCAACUUGAGCAACACUUCUAAAGACGAGAAUGAUGUGAGAAGCUCUUACAUUUUUCCGUCUUCUGAAUACAUCAACAAUUGCGUUACCAUUACACAAAUCAACGCUAUUAUUCUAUCGUCGCUUUACACCAAGCAACCCACAGCUAACAUCCUACCUGUCGUCUCGGACUUAGUCCAACGUUUGUUUAAAUGGAUGAAUUCUCUACCGGAUUUUUUGAAAGUGGACUUUUCUGUGAGCAACCCAAAUAUCUCUCGCUUGAUUGUAAACCUUAUGACGGAAUAUUUCCAAGGAAUGAAUCUAGCUGUGAGACCAUUAUUAUUUCAUUUUGCUACAAAAAAAUUGAAAGAAUUGCAGUCGGGAAAUCAUGAGUCGAAAUUCAUUGAUUUAUCGAAAUACUCCAAGAAUGUUCUCACUCUAUUAAACGCAUCAUUUCAGGCCUCGAUUAACACAAUCAAAUGUAUUUGGGCACUAUUACCGCAGAACAUGGUAGCAUUGUUUGGCUGGAUGGAUCGCGAAUACUUGUUUACGUCAGCCUCCACAUUGAUUUUAUUCAACGCUUCUUUUGGAGUACACGAUGCAACGAGGGAUCACUUAGAUCAUGCAUUGACCCUUUUCACCCGGAUGAAAAAAUUAGGAAAUUAUCCAGCUGCUCUCAGACGAGCUCAGUUGCUUAAAUUGAUCAAAGUGCUUGAUUUCAAUGGAGUCAUGUACGAUCUUUUGCAGAAGCACGAUGAUGGAUCUAAUUUUCCAUCCAUGGAUGAAGCUAAGAUGGACUUCGAAGAAAAUUUCUCAAAUCAUGUUUCUGACUCUGUAUUCAAACAGCCUAGUCCCGAAUAUUCUAACCCGCCUGUUGUGCCAGAACCACUUCGCUCAGAUUUGGACUUCAUUCAGUUUAAUGGCCCUGUUCCAUCUGCCACACGGCCAACUUCUAAUCGACACACACCAACUAUCGCUGCAUCAGAAAAUCUCACUAAUGAGAAUACUUUUGGCUCAGCUAUGGGAUCAAAUAUAGGAGGCGAUUUCUAUUCAAAUUCAGAUUUAGCAGGUAUUGAAGGAGUUACUUAUGUUGAUGAAGAACAAAAGAUGUGGAAUGAAAUCACUAAUGAUGCAGGGUGGUUGCAACCCUCAGGGAUGAGUGGAGUUAAUUCAUUGGGCAUCGAUCAAAAAAGUGGCAUACAAAAUGAUUCUUCCAGUCAUCAUAAAGAGCCAUUGAAGGAAAAUCAUGCGCAACAAAGCUAUUCAAUGAGUAACAUCGUUGGUGCUUACAGCGAUAUAAUUAACCUGGAGUUUCAUCAUGACGCCUUCUAG